Leptosia nina is the source of this 2547-nucleotide messenger RNA. Lineage: Eukaryota; Metazoa; Arthropoda; Insecta; Lepidoptera; Pieridae. The record is from the annotation of a GenBank genome assembly.
AUGGCAAAGAAAACCAAAGUAGGGAAACAACGGAAAGAUAAAUAUUAUCAACUAGCCAAGGAAACAGGUUUUCGUUCACGUGCUGCUUUUAAGUUAAUUCAACUCAACAGAAAGUUUGGUUUUCUUCAAAAGUCUCGAGUAUGUAUCGACUUGUGUGCAGCACCCGGUGGAUGGAUGCAGGUGGCCCAUCAAAACAUGCCACUGUCGAGCAUUGUCAUAGGUGUAGAUUUGUUUCCCAUAAAACCUAUUCCUGGCUGUAUUAGUAUAACUGAAGAUAUAACAACAGAGAAGUGUAAAUCAGCUAUAAAAAAAGAAAUUAAAACCUGGAAGGCUGAUAUUGUAUUAAACGACGGUGCACCUAAUGUUGGUUUAAAUUGGAUUCAUGAUGCAUACCAACAAGCUUGUCUUACCCUUAGUGCCCUUAAAUUGGCUACAAAUUUCCUAAAACAAGGGGGUUGGUUUGUGACUAAAGUAUUUAGAUCGAAAGACUACCAUGCCUUGUUGUGGAUAUUAAAACAGUUUUUCAAAAAGGUUCAUGCUACUAAGCCUCAAGCAUCUCGUAAUGAGUCGUCUGAAAUAUUUGUUGUGUGCCAGGGCUACAUUGCUCCUGAUAGCAUUGACCCCAAACUAUUAGACGCCAAGUAUGUUUUUGAAGAUUUGGAAAUUGUCAAAAAACACCAUGGUAAUCUUCUUCACCCUGAGAAACAAAAGAAGGCAAAAGCAGAAGGUUAUAAAGAGAAUGAUUAUACAACACACCAUAAAGUAAUGGUGUCGGAGUUUCUUGCUAAAGAUGAUCCAAUUGAUUUACUUCAAGAAUGUUCAGAAAUUGUUAUUGAUGACCAAGAUGUGGAAAACCAUCCAAAGACUACUAAAGAAAUAAAAGAGUGCUGUAAAGAUAUUAAAGUUUUAGGUAGGAAGGAUGUAAAGGCUUUAUUAAACUGGUUGAAACAUGUAAAGGAAUCAAAAAAGCCCCAAGACACACCCCAGGAUAAGAAAGAUGAGACGACUGAAGAAGAAGAAAAAGAAGAUGCUGAAGCUGAUGAAGGUGAAAAGGUAGAACAAGAAAUAGCUGAACUACAGGGUGAAGAAAAACGUUUAUUAAAACGGAAAAGGAAACAAUUGAACAAGCAGAGGCAGAAGUUGGCUGAAAAAAUGAAUCUUAAAAUGGUAUUAAAAGGCGAUGAUGGUCCGAUCUUGGAGAGCAAUGACAUGUUCAGAUUAUCUGAUAUUAAGGACGUUAAGCAAUUAAACAUGGUGGUGGAUCAAGCUCCAGACUUAGUAGCAGAGGAGAGUGAUUCCGAUGAUGAAGGAAAAGUAAAACAGAAGUACAUGAAGUACGAUGUGGAAGAUUCUAAGCUUGACUCUUCAGGGCUAUACUAUAAAGAUUCAGAUAGUGAACUUGAAAUGGAGACAGAUUCGGAAAAUGAAGAGGAUAAGGAAUCACUAGGCUUUUCGGACUCUGAUGAUGACUCAAAGAAAUUAGACAAACUAACAAAGUUGAAUACUCUAAGAAACAGCAACCUCAAAGCAGCUCCAGUUAAAGCUAAAAAAAAUCCCCUACUCACUGACUUAGACAACACAGACCCUGUGUCGAGAAGAUCUGCGAAAGCUGAGCUUUGGUUCCAAAAAGAUAGUUUUAAAGAAAUAAAUGACGAAGAUGAUGAAGGCGUGGACUUAGAUAAAUUGGCAGCUACGUUUAAAGGGAAGGGGAAGAAAGUGACCGAUGAUACGCAGUUAGAUAAACAGACUGGUAAAACGAAGAAAAGUGAUAAUGAUAGCUCCAGUGAGUCUGGUGAUGAUAGUGAUUAUGAUGUGGAAGAGAAUCUGGCACCAAAUGUCAACAAAGCAGCAGCAGGGAGUAAUAAGGAAAAGAAGGAUGGGUUUGAAGUAGUCUCACAAGAUCCAGAAUUAAAAAGAUUAAAAAAAUCUUUGAAAAUGGACGCAGAAACAUUAGCACUCGGAACAAUGAUAGCGACAUCGAAAAAGUUUAAGCGCGAUCUCAUCGACGAUGGCUGGAACCGAUAUGCAUUCAAUGAUAAGAAUCUGCCUGAUUGGUUUGUGGAAGAUGAAAAGAAACACAUGAAAAAGGAGGUUGUUGUACCAGAGAAAUUCACUGAAGAAUAUAAAAACAGAUUACAAGAUAUAAACGCGCGACCGAUAAAGAAAGUAGUAGAGGCUAAAGCGAGGAAGAAGAAGCGCAUGAUCAAAAAGAUGGAGCGUGCGAAAAAGAAGGUAGAGGCCGUGAUGGAGAACGCCGAUAUGUCGGAACGGGAGAAGGCCCAGCAAGUUAGACAAUUGUACAAGAAGGCGCAAGCAGAUGUCAAGAAGAAGGUGACGUAUGUGGUGGCUAAGAAACACACUACAGCGAAGCGCAUGAAACGGCCGAAUGGAGUAAAGGGACACUACAAAGUGGUGGAUCCGCGAAUGAAGAAGGAUCUGCGUGCGCAAAAGGCGAAAGAGAAGACAAAAGGCCGCGGCAAGAAGAGUAAGACAGCGAAGCCCAACAAAAGCAGACCUGCCAAAAAGAAAGGGAAGAAGGCGAAAUGA